ACAAUUUAAAAUGCUAAUAUUAUCUCUUGUCAUAUAGUACUUGAUACCUUAUUUAACUUCUACUUUGAAAAAAUAUAAUUAAUAAUCCUCAAAUACAUACCUCACAACAUAGUACACGUUCCAAGCCAGAAGACACUCACUCACGUAGUAAAAAUAUCAAGACAGCCUAGUGUAGAUAUCCAGCAGAAAACAUGGAAUCUUAAAAUUCUUAAUGAUUUAAGAAAGGCUAGGUGGAUAGUUUCUUUCACUGUGUCUUCCAUUAAUUUCCCUUUCUCGUUUGUUUUGUUGGUUCUAUGUUUUCUCCUUGUUUUGUGCAGAUGUUCCAUUGGGACUGUUUACCAGAUUGCUUUCUAAAUUAGCCAGCUGGGGUUACUUUAAAAAACAUGCUCCAUGUGCAUCCCUCUUGAAGCUUCGUACUCUGUUGAAGAGGACACUCAUCCCAGUCAUUAUUUAGAAGCAAGGUCCUUGAAUGAGAGAGAUUAUCGUGACCGGAGAUACAUUGAUGAAUACAGGAAUGACUACUGCGAAGGUUAUGUACCUAGACAUUAUCACAGAGACAUUGAAAACAGUUAUCGAAUCCACUGCAGUAAAUCUUCAGUCCGAAGCAGGAGAAGCAGUCCUAAAAGGAAGCAUAAUAGAUACUGUUCAAGUCAUCAGUCACGUUCGAAGAGCCACCGAAGGAAAAGAUCCAGGAGUAUAGAGGAUGAUGAGGAGGGUCACCUGAUCUGUCAAAGUGGAGACGUUCUAAGAGCAAGAUAUGAAAUCGUGGACACUUUGGGUGAAGGAGCCUUUGGCAAAGUUGUAGAGUGUAUUGAUCAUGCCAUGGAUGGCAUGCAUGUAGCAGUGAAAAUCGUAAAAAAUGUAGGCCGUUACCGUGAAGCAGCUCGUUCAGAAAUCCAAGUAUUAGAGCAUUUAAAUAGUACUGAUCCCACUAGUGUCUUCCGAUGUGUCCAGAUGCUAGAAUGGUUUGAUCAUCAUGGUCAUGUUUGUAUUGUGUUUGAACUGCUGGGACUUAGUACCUAUGAUUUCAUUAAAGAAAACAGCUUUCUGCCAUUUCAAAUUGACCACAUCAGGCAGAUGGCAUAUCAGAUCUGCCAAUCAAUAAAUUUUUUGCAUCAUAAUAAAUUAACCCAUACAGAUCUGAAGCCUGAAAACAUUUUAUUUGUGAAGUCUGACUAUGUAGUCAAAUAUAAUUCUAAAAUGAAACGUGAUGAACGUACACUGAAAAGCACAGAUAUCAAAGUUGUCGACUUUGGAAGUGCAACAUAUGACGAUGAACAUCACAGUACUUUGGUAUCUACACGGCACUAUAGAGCCCCAGAAGUCAUUUUGGCUUUAGGUUGGUCUCAGCCUUGUGACGUUUGGAGCAUAGGUUGCAUUCUCAUUGAAUAUUACCUUGGUUUCACGGUCUUUCAGACUCAUGACAGUAAGGAACACCUGGCAAUGAUGGAGCGAAUAUUAGGACCCAUACCACUACAUAUGAUUCAGAAAACAAGAAAACGCAAAUAUUUUCAUCAUAACCAGCUAGAUUGGGAUGAACAUAGUUCUGCUGGUAGAUAUGUUAGGAGACGCUGCAAACCAUUAAAGGAAUUUAUGCUUUGUCAUGAUGAAGAACAUGAGAAACUGUUUGACCUGGUUCGAAGAAUGUUAGAAUAUGAUCCAACUAAAAGAAUUACCUUGGAUGAAGCAUUGCAGCAUCCUUUCUUUGACUUAUUAAAAAAGAAAUAAAAUGGAAAUCAGUGGUCUUACUAUAAUAUACUUCUCUAGAAGGGAUUACUUAAGACUGUGUCAGUCAACUAAAUAUUCUAAUAUUUUUGUAAACAUUAAAUUAUUUUGUACAGUUAAGUGUAAAUACUGUAUGUUUUGUAUCUAUAGCAUGGUCUUGAUAAUGAAAUAUAAAAGUUAAAAUUAAUUUUUCUUUUUGAGAUUAAUUGCCGUUUUUAAAGAUCUUUGGCAUAUCCUUUGUGUCCAGUGAUAAAUGUGAUUGAUCUUGUCUUUUGUACAUAGAGAUCAACUUUGAAAUGAUUUUCUUUUUUUUGAGUAAAAGGAAAUCUUGACUACUUUA
Messenger RNA from Otolemur garnettii (small-eared galago), 2065 nucleotides. RefSeq names its product CDC like kinase 4 (gene CLK4). Gene Ontology annotation, biological process: regulation of RNA splicing; protein phosphorylation. The record is from RefSeq and is a predicted model, not a curated record. Gene Ontology annotation, cellular component: nucleus. Gene Ontology annotation, molecular function: ATP binding; protein tyrosine kinase activity. The transcript is spliced from 13 exons. NCBI's taxonomy places the organism in Eukaryota, Metazoa, Chordata, Mammalia, Primates, Galagidae. The coding region runs from base 391 to 1728 and encodes 445 amino acids.